AUGGAGGAAGACGGUUACAACUUUGAUGAAGAAGCUCGUAAAUUAUUUAAGUUCACCGAAUUAGUUUUAGAAAGAAGCAAACAUAAUAAUGAAUAUGAACGUGCAUUGCUUGAGAGUAAAUUUCGAGAGAAUUACAAAAGUGAUUUUUAUAAUAUUAAAAAUUUACUAAUAAAUCGAAUGGAUCUCAUUCCAUUGGAUGUGAUGUCCAACUAUGUUACAGAGUAUUCAGCAUUAAAGAACAUAAAUUUUAAAAAGGAAUGUUCUAUGAAGGAUGAGGUUCAAACACUAAACGUACCAAGAACAAAAAAUGAUCACAUAAUCAUAUCAACUAAAGAUUUUAAAAAUACUUUGAAAGAGUCCUCUCCAAACUCUACAAUGGCCGUAUCUAGCCAAAAAGUUGAUCAAAGGGAUAUACGUACUAAACAGAAGAAGACACAUGUUGACACAGAAGAAAAGCAAAGGAAGCCUCUUGAUGGAUCAUUCAAAGACGAUGCAAUGUUGGCUGAGUCUAUUAUAGAUGACAGGAAAGAUAUAAACAUAAUUAAGCUAAAUGCUUUCCUUCCUGAAUCCAAUAUAUUGAGUAAUGAUCCAAAUAAUAAACAAGAAAAACAAGCUAUUUCAACAAAUGGAAAAAUGACACCGUCUGCAACUGAGAACUCAGAUAUAUCUUCUAUUUCAAAGGAUUUUACCAAUAGGAAGGACAAAAUUGAAUCUGUAAAAAUGAAUAGUCCCAAAAAGGAUAACUCUAAAGUAGUAGAUUCUCUAAAAGCUAUUCAAAAUAACAAAGAAAAGGAAACAGUAAAUUGUUUGAACGAUAAUUCCAAUAAGGCUGACUUUAUACACAAAAAUUCUACUGUCUCAGUCAAUAAUAGCUCAUCUAUACAAUCUACUCAACUCCAACCUAAUAUAACUAAAGAUGUUACAUCUAACUUAGAGGAGCAGACUUCAAGUAUAAUAUCAUACAGCAUAUCUUCUCCACCUGAAAAACAGUCACAAUCUGAUCAAGUGAAAGAUAAUGAAAACCCGAUAUUUGGUACUUCAACAGUCCCUAAACCUAUAUCAGAGGGUCAUAAAGUGCAUUUAGAUGCUCCUUACAACAAAGCUUAUUCUUCUGCUUACAAACAGGGAGAAACCUCUGAACAACAACUACUCAACAAAUCCUUUGAUAUUUUAUCGAACAGCUCCCAACACCAGUUGACUAAUACAUCAAUACAUAGUUUUUCCGAACCAGUUAAUGAACAAUUACCUAAUUCAGGGAGUAACAAUGAGUUUAGAUCUUUUAAGCCAUCCAUAGAAAAUAUAAUAUCGAGACCAUCAAAAGUACUCAACACUGGUAAAUCUACAAUAGCUACAUCUGUUGCUGCCCAGGAUACUGGUUCUUUACAAGUUCAAGAUAGUAAGAAGGAGAAAGCUUCUAAUCAGCUUCCAGAAAACGGUCAAAGAAAGGAAAUAAGUAACCCAUGCCCAGUUACGAACUUGCCUAGAUCUUCAGAGCCACUUGAAGUGACGCAAGAAAACAAAGAAAUAGAAACACCAAAAGCUUCACAACUAUCUAAAAACUUAGAAACAUUUCAAGCAACAGAAACACCUAAAGUAACACAGGGAUCUAGAGAUACAGAAAUGCAUGAAGUUUCUCAAUCUGUACCCCAAGCUAUAGGACUUCCUAAAACUACAAAAUUACUUAAGGAUAUAGAAACAUCUAGAGUUGCACAACCACUUAAGUCAGUAGAAAUAUCCAAAUCAUUAGGAACAUCUAAAUCUGCGGAAGUAUCUAGAGCGAUACGAGCACAUAAAGUAACGAAAAAACUGAAAGCCAUACGAAAAUCUAAAGCUUUACAACAGCCUAAAUCUUCUCAUACAUAUCAACGAAAUCAAUUACUUGAAACUAUCCCAAUUCCAAAUACAACAAAUCUGCAUGAAACUACUAAAGCAACUCCAGCCACCAAAGCAUCAACAACCAAAAAAGAAAACCCAACCCCUAUCAAUUUAUUAACUGUAAAGCAAUCAUCAAUUGAUGUAGCUAGUGGUGCAAACACGAACAAUGCGGGUACCACUACAUCUGGAGAAGUAAAAAUAUUGCAGCAGUUAAUGAAUAUAGCAGAUAAUAAAUUGAAUUUGUCAGAUGAAACUAGAGCUCAAGGUAAAGCUGAUAAGAUUGAAAAGAAUAACGGAAUAAAUUUUCCUAUUUAUAAUUUUAAUAAUUAUAGUAAACAAAAUUUAGAAUCCCAAUCAUCUAAACAGAUGGAGCAUAUGGAUACUCCCAAACAUCUCUUUCCAACGCACGCUAAUCAAUCUUUAGAAAGUAGUGGUUCAUCAACUAAUAUCAAACAAAUAAAAAAACUUUAUUCGUUGCAAGUUCACCUGAACCUAAAAUAA
Messenger RNA from Tetrapisispora phaffii CBS 4417, 2376 nucleotides. RefSeq lists its product as uncharacterized. The coding region runs from base 1 to 2376 and encodes 791 amino acids. Lineage: Eukaryota; Fungi; Ascomycota; Saccharomycetes; Saccharomycetales; Saccharomycetaceae. The record is from RefSeq and is a predicted model, not a curated record. The transcript has a single exon.